ACGAACGAGUGCACACGCCUCAACGAUUAAUCUCUGUUUACCAAUGACUGAUUUAUAAAUCACUUCUUGACACAUUAACUUUCAGGCAUUGAGUGAUAUAAGCCAGCAAUCACUCACAAGGAUGAUAAAGAUCAGUGGGAGCGUGGCGGCGUGUCUGCUGCUGGCGACGACGGCAGCUCUGGCCGCUGACGACUGGUCCUGGGGGGCUGACACCUCCUCGGGCACUUCAGCGUCUGGUCGAACCCUUCCCGACACCGUCAAGGUGCCCCAGUCACUCCCUCUUGAGCCUCACUCUCAGCAGAGUGUCCCUAGCCAGGAGACAACUGAGGAGGACCGUCAACCAAGGUUCCUGGGACUCGGUCACAAGCUUUGCUCCAUCGGGAUCGGUGUUGAUUGUAACAAGAAGGCUCCCCAUCUUGGCCCCAACAUUAUUCCCGUCAGCACUUACUCCAGUGUUCCAGUGGCAGGACCUUUCCCAGUCCCGGGAUCAUUCUCUGGGGUUCGUCCCUUCAUGGUGCCUCCACAACUUGUUCCGGGACACCAUACUCCCCACCGCCAGUCACCACAACAAGCUGUGGUCGAACAUCAUCACUCUCACACUCACAUUCACCAAAUCGGCGCAGGACGUCCUAAUGUUAUUUCUGGUUCAGUAAACCCUGGUGAAUUCCAGUCCUCUUUUCUCGAUCAAAAUACGCUCUACCGGCCUGAGAUUUCCGCUUACCGCGAGGAGUGUCAGUGUGUGCACGCCUCGUACUGCCAGUCGUACGAUGUCGUGGGUCGAAACAGUCCCGGAGAUAUCAGGGACCUCAUUGAUGCCCGUAACCAAGGCUCAGAUAUUCUGUCAAAUGCGACAGAUGUCGAAGAUGGUGUAACGAGCACAGUGGCUCCCGAAGAUGUCACCAACCAGAGCUCUGCUCGUCAGGGAAAAGAUUUAUCGCUUACUGACUCGCACAAUGAAACUCGCUUCAGGAGGGACACUCUUGACCACAUUGAUGCACCACAAAACGCCACCUUCGACGUUCAAGGCAGGACAUUGUCAUACUUUCCGGGUCAGGUAGGCUGUGGUGCAGCCUACGUCUGUUGUCGCAACCCACAACUUCCUCCCCCACCACCCAAGUACACGUGUGGCCGCAGCGACUCCAGAGGUGUCCUAGCACGCGUCAAGACGCCACAUUACGUGAAGGGCGACACAGAGUUCGGGGAAUAUCCCUGGCACGUGGCUAUUCUCAAGCAUGACGAUGAGUACGUGUGUGGCGGAGCUCUGAUCGACGAGCGACACGUCCUCACCGCCGCCCACUGCAUUGACGGACUCAACCCGCAAUACCUGAAGCUCCGACUGGGCGAGUGGGACGUCAGUGGACCUAUCGAGUUCUAUAGUCACGUGGAAUUAAAGGCCGAGUAUGUGGUCGUCCACCCAGAGUACUACGCAGGUAAUCUUCGCAAUGACAUCGCAGUCAUCAGGAUGCAAGGCUACGUUGACUUUCCAUCCAACCCGCACAUCUCGCCCGUGUGUCUGCCAGACGCCUACAGCAGCUUCGUGGGUCAGCGCUGCUACUCUACCGGCUGGGGGAAGGACGCCUUCGGCGGUACCGGCAGGUACCAGAGCGUGCUGCAGGAGGUGGAGUUGCCCGUGGUUGAUUACCACCAGUGCCAGGAGGCCCUGAGACACACUCGCCUGGGACCCAGCUUCACCCUCCACCAGGGCAUGCUGUGUGCUGGCGGCGAGGAAGGUCGCGACACCUGCAAGGGUGAUGGAGGCGGGCCCCUAGUGUGCCCGGGUCCUGAGGGCAGGUUCUACCUUGCUGGUCUGGUGUCGUGGGGAGUGAGCUGUGCCCUGAACGGCAUCCCCGGGGUCUACGUCGACGUGGUCACUUACCUGACAUGGCUCCACGCCAUCACAUCAGCACCAUUCUGUCGUUUAGUCAGUUUCACCAAAUUAUUGGAAAAGACAGGACGAACACGAAAUAGAAUAAACUCCAGCGGCAUUGGAAGCAGGAGUAGCCGUGUGAACCAGAUUACUACGAAGAGUGUUAGUGUGUCGACAGGUGACUUCGAUAGCAAGAGGACGAAGGGUAUUAGUGGGAGCGUGGCGGCGUGUCUGCUGCUGGCGACGACGGCAGCUCUGGCCGCUGACGACUGGUCCUGGGGGGCUGACACCUCCUCGGGCACUUCAGCGUCUGGUCGAACCCGGCCCGACGCCUCCCGGGUUACUCUGCGACCAAGUCCUCCUCUGGUCGCCUCCAAUCAGGAAUCCCCAGCGGACCGUCACCCAAGGCUUCUGGGGCUCCAGAAUGUGCUGUGCUCUAUGGGAAUCGGCUUAAGUUGCAUCAAAAGAGUUCCUUCACUCAACUCCUACAAUAACCCUACCAUCAGGGACCCCAGACAGCAGACUCUGUACCCAUACUCGCUGUCUCACGUGCCUCUGACCGUUGUCGAAGAUCACUACAGCCUCACCCAUGUGCACCAUGGCCAGGGUGUCGUGGGAGACCCUGCUACCUAUCCAGGCUUGAUAAGUGGUGAUUUCCAGCAUCCUUCUCCAGGUCAAGUACCACAACUCUUAUCUAGCUACCAGAGCUGCAAGUGUGUACACGCCUCCUACUGCGCCUCCUAUGAUGUUGUGGCCCGCAGGAAUACCGGGGACGGCGGUGACCUCAUCGACGCCCGAAGUCUCAGCUCAGACAUCCUCUCUAAUGCAACAGACACCACCAAAGAAAAUAAAAGUACAACUGCCGCACCCAAAGAUGUUACCUCCCCAAGCACUGGCCGUCAGGAGAGGGUUCUGUCUUUUACCAACACAGGCAAUGACACUCGCGUCAGGAGGGACACACCUGAUCAUGCACCUUCUAACUCUACUUUCGACGCUGAAGGACGAGCAUUAUUUUACAACCCGGGGAUGUUUGGUUGUGGUCCGAGGUAUGUGUGCUGCCGCCGCCCUCGGCUCCCAACCCCUUCCCGGAGGUUCACCUGUGGUCGCCGCCACUCCAGCGGUGCCGUCCCUCGCAUCAAGACGCCACAGUACGUGAAGGGCGACACAGAGUUCGGGGAAUAUCCCUGGCACGUGGCUAUCCUACAGCGCCAGGAUGAGUACGUGUGUGGCGGAGCCCUGAUCGACGAGCGACACGUCCUCACCGCCGCCCACUGUGUUGACGGAGUGACUCCUCAUUACCUGAAGGUCCGCCUGGGUGAGUGGGACGUGCAUGGUCACACAGAAUUCUACGACCAUGUGGAGAUGCGCGCACAGUUCGUGGUCGUCCACCCCGACUACUACGCUGGCAACCUUGGCAACGACAUCGCCGUCAUCAGGAUGCACCGCUAUGUGGACUUCUCAACUAACCCACACAUCUCGCCCGUGUGUCUGCCAGACGCCUACAGCAGCUUCGUGGGUCAGCGCUGCUACUCUACCGGCUGGGGGAAGGACGCCUUCGGUAGUACCGGCAAGUACCAGAGCGUGCUGCAAGAGGUGGAGUUGCCCGUGGUUGAUUACCACCAGUGCCAGGAGGCCCUGAGACACACUCGCCUGGGACGCAGCUUCACACUCCGCCAGGGCAUGCUGUGUGCUGGCGGCGAGGAAGGUCGCGACACCUGCAAGGGUGACGGUGGCGGGCCCCUGGUGUGCCCGGGUCCUGGUGGCAGGUCCCAGCUGGCGGGCCUGGUGUCCUGGGGCGUCGAGUGUGGCCGCUCCGGCCUCCCUGGCGUCUACGUCGACGUGGCUCAGUACACUCGCUGGAUCCGAACCAUAACAUCAGCGCCAUAAUUGCUCAGUAAACCACAUUCAGUUCAUUAAUAUAGAGCCCACGAGUAUUCUUCAUUUUCUGUUGAUCUAAAUGUUUAUAUUAAUUUUAUUCAAUUGUUUAAUGGGCAUAAAUUAUACACGAGUGAAUUUUUUGAUAACAGGAAAAUGUUGUGUCAA
Molecule: messenger RNA, 3910 nt
Organism: Procambarus clarkii (red swamp crayfish)
Lineage: Eukaryota; Metazoa; Arthropoda; Malacostraca; Decapoda; Cambaridae
Source: RefSeq, a predicted model, not a curated record